GAAAUCUCGCGAUAGGAGACCGGCCGGGGCGGGGGUAGCACCUCUUCCCUCGUCCUCCCCUCCUCUCGUUAGUUCCGGUCGCAGAGGAGACACCGCUGCAGUUGCCGCCACCUCCGGGGUUUCUGGCUCUUUUCUCUUCGCCUUAAAUUCGGGUGUCUUUUAUGAAUAAUCAAAAGCAGCAAAAGCCAACGCUAUCAGGCCAGCGUUUUAAAACCAGAAAAAGAGAUGAAAAAGAGAGGUUUGACCCUACUCAGUUUCAAGACUGCAUUAUUCAAGGCUUAACUGAAACUGGUACUGAUUUGGAAGCAGUAGCAAAGUUUCUUGAUGCUUCUGGAGCAAAACUUGAUUACCGCCGAUAUGCAGAAACACUCUUUGACAUUCUGGUGGCCGGUGGAAUGCUGGCCCCAGGUGGUACACUGGCAGAUGACAUGAUGCGUACAGAUGUCUGUGUGUUCGCAGCACAAGAAGACCUAGAGACCAUGCAAGCAUUUGCUCAGGUUUUUAACAAGUUAAUCAGGCGCUACAAAUACCUGGAGAAAGGUUUUGAAGAUGAAGUUAAAAAGCUGCUGCUGUUCUUAAAGGGUUUUUCAGAGUCGGAGAGGAACAAGCUGGCUAUGUUGACUGGUGUUCUUCUGGCUAAUGGAACACUUAACGCAUCCAUUCUUAAUAGCCUUUAUAAUGAGAAUUUGGUUAAAGAAGGGGUUUCAGCAGCUUUUGCUGUAAAGCUCUUUAAAUCAUGGAUAAAUGAAAAAGAUAUCAACGCAGUAGCUGCAAGUCUUCGGAAAGUGAGCAUGGAUAACAGACUGAUGGAACUUUUUCCUGCCAAUAAACAAAGCGUUGAACACUUCACAAAGUAUUUUACUGAGGCAGGCUUGAAAGAACUUUCAGAGUAUGUUCGGAAUCAGCAAACCAUAGGAGCUCGUAAGGAACUCCAGAAAGAACUUCAAGAACAGAUGUCCCGUGGUGAUCCAUUUAAGGAUAUAAUUUUGUAUGUCAAGGAGGAGAUGAAAAAAAACAACAUCCCAGAACCAGUUGUCAUCGGAAUAAUAUGGUCCAGUGUAAUGAGCACUGUGGAAUGGAACAAAAAAGAGGAGCUUGUAGCAGAGCAAGCCAUCAAGCACUUGAAGCAAUACAGCCCUCUACUUGCUGCCUUUACAACUCAAGGUCAGUCUGAGCUGACUCUGUUACUGAAGAUUCAGGAGUACUGCUAUGACAACAUUCAUUUCAUGAAAGCCUUCCAGAAAAUAGUGGUGCUUUUUUAUAAAGCUGAAGUUCUGAGUGAAGAACCCAUUCUGAAGUGGUAUAAAGAUGCACAUGUUGCCAAGGGGAAAAGUGUCUUCCUUGAGCAAAUGAAAAAGUUUGUAGAGUGGCUCAAAAAUGCUGAAGAAGAAUCUGAGUCUGAAGCUGAAGAAGGUGACUGAAUUUGAAACUACACCCUCAGUAAAGCAAACAGGAAUUGUAGAUAAAAUGUCAUGUCUCAUGUGUCCUGGUUCUUACAUCUUCCUACCUCCCUAUAUCAAGCAUGAUAUAAGGGCUUUCAUGGCAAAUUUUAUUUUAACUGUUUCUAUGGUUACUGGAAAUGUUGGAUUUAGUUUCUAAAACCAUGUUUUAAGUAGCUACAGGAGCUAUAGAUUUGAAUCUAAUGUUGCAUUAGUCUUUUCAGUUAUCUUCUACCUCCUGUAUUUUCUACUGUAAUAAUGUAAUUUAAGGCCUUCCACAAUGAACAGUUCACUUUUUCCCUGGGUUUUCUAUAUAAACAGUUUUCAAGAUAUGAUUUGGUUAAAAAUAAUUUGUUGUAAAAAUUCUGUUUGCAAAUUAAACUGUAAAAGUAUCCAAA
This is a messenger RNA of Balaenoptera acutorostrata (minke whale), 1837 nucleotides long. RefSeq names its product basic leucine zipper and W2 domains 1 (gene BZW1). NCBI's taxonomy places the organism in Eukaryota, Metazoa, Chordata, Mammalia, Artiodactyla, Balaenopteridae. Gene Ontology annotation, cellular component: membrane; cytoplasm. The record is from RefSeq and is a predicted model, not a curated record. The coding region runs from base 162 to 1421 and encodes 419 amino acids. Gene Ontology annotation, molecular function: protein binding. The transcript is spliced from 12 exons.